Messenger RNA from Drosophila pseudoobscura, 3407 nucleotides. It is a transcript of the gene cas, whose product is annotated as castor zinc finger transcription factor. Gene Ontology annotation, biological process: regulation of neuron differentiation; positive regulation of transcription by RNA polymerase II. The transcript is spliced from 4 exons. The record is from RefSeq and is a predicted model, not a curated record. NCBI's taxonomy places the organism in Eukaryota, Metazoa, Arthropoda, Insecta, Diptera, Drosophilidae. Gene Ontology annotation, molecular function: DNA-binding transcription factor activity, RNA polymerase II-specific; RNA polymerase II transcription regulatory region sequence-specific DNA binding. Gene Ontology annotation, cellular component: nucleus. Bases 321 to 2810 code for a protein of 829 amino acids.
GGCAGCAGAGGAGAGGGUUGCAGCUCGAAGUUUGGGCUCGAGUUUGCGCAACUUCUGCUAUAUUAGCCGGCGGCCGUGGAAGAGUUGAGACACUCGAAGCCGAACUUCGAUGAUCGCCAGACGGCCGUGCUAGACAGUCGAUCGAGGACGAGAUUUCCGUGUUCCGCUGUGCUCAACAAACUGUGCUGUGACAAAAAACAAACCAAAAAUCUUCAAGAUCGAGGCCAAAUCUUAAGAAUUUUUUAAAACGAAACGAGAGAGAUCUUAGUUCAGUGCUGUGUUUGACUAGAAAAAUAAAUAAAUAAAAGUGCUUUGCCAAAAUGUCCAAUCAAAUGGAGUUUAUAAUGCAACUUUAUAUGAUGAACUUGCUUCAGCAGCAGCAGCAGCAACAGCAGCAGCAACAUCAGCAGCAGUUGCAGCUACAGCAGCCCCAACAACAGCUGGCUGGAUACACCUAUACACAGAACGAGGACAUCUCCAGCAGCACAUGCCUGCAACAGCAGCAGCAACAUGAACAGCAACAGCAACACCAACAGCAGCAACAGCAGCAGCUCGAACCUCUCAAGACACGAACGCACAAACGCAUUAGCUCGCAAAACACGACCUGUAGUACUCUUAGUAGCCGUAGUUGUAGUCCCAAUAGUAAUUUGAUUGCUCUUCAACAACAACCAUUUGCCCAUGCUGCCGCGUCCACGCCCCCAGCAACUAACCACUUUGUUGGCCAGAUGUUGCUCAACACAUUGCCCCCCCUGACGCAGUUCAUGCUGCAGCAGCAACAACAACAGCAGCAGCAGCAGCAUCAGCAACAGCAACAGCAGCAACACUUGUUGGCAACAUCGAACCUCCUACUAACACCCACCCACACGCCCAGCUCCCUGAAGCAGGAGCAGCUGCAACAAAACAUGAUGCUGGGCCAGUUCUCAAACGCAGUAAAUGUCGAACAGCUUACCACAAAUAAUUUUUUGCAAUCCUCCACAGUGACAUCAACGCCAAUCGAGAACGCAGCGCAACAUGCUGCCGACGCAGCCAUCACUCCAGCAGCAACAUCUGCAGUGGCUCAGGGGGCGCAUGUUGCCAGCAGCCUUUCGGCCGUCACAGUCAAAUUUGAGCAGGAUUUCGACGAUGAAGAUGAAGAUGAUGAUGAUGAUGUUGACGAUGACGAUGACAAGCCGCUGUCCAGCCUGAACAGCUGCAGCUCCUCGGGGCUGGUCAGCACCAAUGCCAGCUCCGAGAAGCUGCUGGUGAUGUCCGGCGUGCAACCGUUGGAGUCGACGAUAGACAGCGUUGACUCCCCCAGCAUGUACACUCCCGUCAAGCAGCCGGCGGACUCAUCGUACAACAUCACGCCCCUCGACAGCGAGCUCACUCCCAACACCCCCAUAGCCCAGACCCAGACCAACUCCCUCCUGACGCCGCCCUCCAGCGGGCAAAGCAAGAGCAUUGUCAGCCUGUCGACGGCGAGCAGCCUGGACGCGUUCCUGCAGAGCGAGGAUAGCUUGAAGAACCUGCGAAAGGUGUCCUCGUAUCUGGAGUGCGAGAACAGCCUGUGCCGGCAGGAGAACUUUCGCGAGCAUUUCCACUGCCACGACGAGCCCUGCCAGGGCAAGAUCUUGAGCAAGAAGGACGAUAUCAUCCGGCACCUUAAGUGGCACAAAAAGCGCAAGGAGAGCCUCAAGCUGGGCUUUGCCCGCUUUUCCUCGGCGGACGACUGUGCCCCGACCUACGGCAAGGGCUGUGCCUACAACUGGAAGCAGACCCACUACCACUGCAUCUACGAGCACUGCCCCAAGGUGUAUGUGAGCACCAGCGACGUCCAGAUGCACGCCAACUUCCAUCGCAAGGACUCCGAGAUAGUCAACGAGGGCUUCCGACGCUUUCGAGCCCACGAAAACUGUCGCAUUGAGGACUGCCCCUUCUUCGGCAGGAAGAUAUCGCACUAUCAUUGUUGUCGCGAGGGCUGCAACCACACAUUCAAGAACAAGGCUGAUAUGGACAAACACAAGACCUAUCACCUGAAGGACCAUCAGUUGAAGAUGGAUGGCUUCAAGAAGAUCCUGAAGACGGAGGCCUGUCCCUUCGAGGCUUGCAAGUUCUCCACAGUUUGCAACCACAUCCACUGCGUCCGCGAGGGCUGUGACUACAUCCUGCACUCCAGCAGCCAGAUGAUCAGCCACAAGCGAAAGCACGAUCGGCAGGACGGUGAGCAGGCUUACCAGCAGUUCAAGAGCAAGCAGGAAGUGGAGGAGUCCUCGCUGGAAUCCGCGCCACAGCCAACCGCCAGCGCCACUCAGCCCCCGAUCAGUGCCUCCAGCAGCAGCAACACCUCCACCCCUCUCUCCUCUCUCUCCGCCGAGCACUUCCUGGCCCGCAAGCGCGGCAGGCCACCCAAGAAAAUUCAACUGCCCGCCGAUGCUCAGCCACCAGAGGCGAAACGUCUCAAAGUCGAGGAUGAUUCCAGCAAUCAGACCCUGCAACAAUCCGUUCCUCAAUCUUCUAUCAACCCACUCGCCAAUGGACUGUUUCCCGGCCUCCUGCCAAACUUCAAUGUUGGUGCCACCGCUGCCGCUGCAACUGGGGCAGAUGCCAUGGCGCCAAACUUCCAACUGACCCAUUUGAUGGCCCUCUUCCAGCUACAGAAUCCCCUCUUGUACCAAAACCUCUAUCCCGGCCUGCCACAGAACACCUCCAUGCUGGGAAACUUGGCUGCCUUCAGUGCGGCCUCGGCAGCGGCGGCGGCGGCGGCAGCAGCAGCCUCCGGGGGGCAGCAGCCCAAGGCGGAAUUUAGCGUUAAGCCAGAGUUGAAGGAGUAGGUCCGUGAUCCUGCCCAGAAUUUCUUGGGGUAGUUUCUGUAUAUAUGUAUGUGUGAUAGUUUGACCCACUGACGUUGACGAUUCGAUGGACAGCAGCCAGGCGCGCGCUUUAAGCAGGUCCCUCCUCCUCUUCUUCUGACGAUUUCGGGGUCAGCCAGCGCUGAGGCAGGACCGCAACGGACUUUACGUUCCUUUACUCCACAAAAGCAAACUCCGCUGCACUCUGAUGAGAUUCGCGAUGCUCGUCAGAGUGCUGUUGAAUUUGCUUUUUCAAAACAGUUUUAUCUUAAUGUUGAUAUUUUUUAAAAUACGCGUAUUCUUCCCUUAGCCUAGUUUCAUCAAGUGCUACGUUAAUUUAAAAAAUUUUCAGCCAUCCUUAAUAAAAAACGAAAUUCUUGAAUUUUAGUUUGACUAAAAACUGUGAUGUUUUCAUUAGAUCUGACCCACUUGCUUGCUAGUUAGUUAGAAUGCUGAAAUGGCCUGACUUAGGAGAUUUAUUUGUCAAUAAAUGUAUGUGAUAUACCUACCAAUAAAAUAAUACAAAUUGUUUAGACUUUAUCCAUUAAGAUAUUGAUAAAAUAAAAAUGUAAAGCCCAA